This is a messenger RNA of Arachis ipaensis, 3915 nucleotides long. The record is from RefSeq and is a predicted model, not a curated record. NCBI's taxonomy places the organism in Eukaryota, Viridiplantae, Streptophyta, Magnoliopsida, Fabales, Fabaceae.
ACUGUUGCGAUGAAGUUCAUAAUGAAGCACGGUAAAACCGAAAAUGAUAUCCACAACCUCAGGCAAGAAAUCGAGGUCUUAAGAAAGUUGAGUAAUGUAUAUACUGUGCAUUUCAUUUGAAAGUCCACAAGAGUUUUGUGUUGUCACAGAAUUUGCUCAAGGAGAGCUAUUUGAGAUUCUUGAGGAUGAUAAGUGCCUUCCUGAAGAACAAGUUCAAGCAAUUGCAAAACAACUGGUAAAAGCGUUACAUUAUUUGCAUUCCAACCGAAUCAUCCAUCGUGAUAUGAAGCCGCAGAAUAUUCUCAUUGGUGCUGGAUCUGUUGUCAAGCUAUGCGAUUUUGGUUUUGCACGAGCAAUGUCCACAAAUACAGUUGUCUUGCGAUCCAUAAAAGGAACUCCUCUAUACAUGGCUCCAGAGCUUGUACGGGAACAACCUUACACCCACACUGUUGAUUUAUGGUCUCUCGGUGUUAUAUUAUAUGAGUUGUAUGUUGGCCAACCUCCUUUUUACACAAAUUCUGUGUAUGCUCUCAUCAGACACAUUGUCAAGGAUCCAGUUAAAUAUCCAGAGAGCAUGAGUCCCAGUUUCAAAAGCUUUUUGAAGGGCCUGCUAAACAAGGCACCUGAAAGUCGUUUAACUUGGCCUGCACUUCUUGAACACCCAUUUGUUAAAGAGACUUCUGAUGAACUUGAAGACAGGGCAUUGUGUGAGAUUACCGGCUCACCUGGGGACUGUGAUGCUGCAAGGAGGACCAUUCAAAAUUCAACAGGUUGUAACUAUCCCAAGUCUGGUUUGUUGGAGCAUAAUUCUUCUCCACUUGAGAAUAAAGCUCUGUUAAAGAGCCCUAAACCAGACAAGGAGAAUUCAUUAGUUCCUGAUGAGUCCCCUGGAAUCUCAAAUCAAUCUGCUAUAAUAGAGUCAGGUUGCCAAAGAUUGGAUCAACUUGAAAAUAACUCUCGAACAGUCAAAGGUGCAAAAAUAAUUGGUCAAGAUAGUGAAGCUUUGGGGCAUAUUCUUCUACCACUUAAAAAGUGGUCAAAUGGAUCUCAAAAUAUUUGCAGUGAUCAAGUACUCAUUGAGGCAAACCAAUCACUAAGGAUUGUUUCAAAUCUUGUUGCGGCUGGUGUGCUAAGUCUUAGUGGGAAAAUGGAUGAACUUAUAACUGAAAUUCUUCUAUUCAUUGGGUCUGUUCUAAGCGUGAAAUCCUCUGAACUUGUAGACUUGAUAGCAAAGGGUUUCUCCAUCACAAAAGUUUUGCUAGAAAACUAUGGGGCUUGCACUUCAAGUUCUUACUUCAGGCACUGGGUUGCAAUUGUUGAAAUUUAUUCUCAGAUUGUAACUUCAAGCAGUGAAGCAUCUGGAAGGGUACUGUCUGAGUCUAGUGCGUGCAUUACAGUCAUGCUAUCUAGAGUUGUUAAGGUGCUUAGAUCAUCUCAAAUUUUGGAUCCAGAUACACAUAAUGAAACUGUUGGUAGAGUCUUAGAACAUGCUAAAACAUCUGGUCUAGUAGACAAUUUGUGUCUGUGCUUAGCCACUUCAGGUUCGAGUCUCAUCUCAGGCUCUUCGAAUAUGCUACGGGCUGCUACUGAAGCAUGCAGGGCUGUCUGGUCUUUUAUUAAUGCACUGGAUAUAUACUUUAUGAAAAAGAGUUCCCCUUUGUUUCCCAUAAACGCUUUGUGGAAUCAUUCGUUGAAUAGGAAGCAAAUUAUGGAUCAUGGGCGAAGUCCCUUGGCUGUUACAGAUACCGCCCAAAUUGUUGAUGCAGUAACGAGAGCAUACUUGAGAUCUAAAGCUGUACAAGUUGCUGUUUACUAUUGUUUUCACCAGCGUAUUGAGUUUGCCAUGAAUUGUAGUCUCCAGCUUUUGUCAAGGUGCUGCAUACACAGCGGUACUGUUGCAGCUCUCCUUUGUGGUCUACCUACUACCCUUCCGGUGACUACUCUUGUUAGUGGUGGUGGUGAUGGUACUAUUAUUUCAGAGAUAUUCUCUGUUUUGUCAUUAUGUAUUAACUCUGCUAACAAAGAUGCACAGAGUGGGGAACCGAAUAAUAUUCAGUGCAAAUUAUCAUAUCCCUCUGCUUUGGUUCGUCAUUCAUGUCUCACUCUUGCAAUAAUUGCACAAUGCUUAAAGUCAACUGGACGAAAUUCAGCAAUUUUUAUGCUGACUACCUCACAUAAGAAGCAGUUUGCUAGACUAUCAUGUCUAGCCCAUCAUAUGUCUUCAGAUGACAAGGCAAAAGCUUCUCAAACUGCAUCAGCAUUUUUGGCUCUGGCGUCCAUUUUAUUUCUUGAAUCUGGGGCUUCAGUUGAGUCUCAAAUAGCUGACAUUGCUAUGCCUUUAAUCCCUCGAACUUUUGCUCUGUGUGACCAUCUUAAAAUUUCUUCUUGCAAAAAGAAUGACAAUGAAUUGGAUCCUGACUACCUAAGUGGGAAGCUUUCAUAUUGGCAAGGGGUAAGAGAUGGAUUUGUUGGUCUAUUAGAUUCCAGACUGAAAUGGGGAGGACCAUUAGCUGUUCAGCAGUUUUGUGCAAGUGGUAUCCCUCUUCUUCUUAUUGGCUUAUUAGGCAAUGAUGUUUUAAAUGAGGCACAUGGAAAUGAGUGCCUGAAUGAUAGAGUUGGAUUAUCUCCAGUUGGGGUUGUAUGGACUAUUUCUUCGAUCUCUCACUGUCUUUCAGGCAGUGCUUUGACUUUUCGCCAUAUUUUAAUUAGAACUGAACACAUUAAGCUCAUCACCAGCUUGAUAUGUGAUGUUCAUAUUAAGUUAGUAAAAGGCUGGAUUGGACCUGGUGGAGGACGAGCAGGAGUAAGAGAACUAAUAAAUGCAGUAGUAGAUCUCUUAGCAUUUCCUUUUGUUGUGCUGCAAAAUGCCCCUGGCCUGCCAUCAUCAGCCACUGCUUCUGUGAACAGUGGGUUUCUACUCAACAUUGGUUCACCUGGUCAGAGAGUCUGCUUGGAGGACAAGGAUAUGGUUAAGGCCAUACAAGAAGACAUGAACAAAUACAUUAAGAUCCUUGUGGAUGUGGGUGUGCCUGUUAUUAUCCUUCGAUGCCUAGAUCAUAUGGAGUUGGCUGACUUGGGCAGACCUGUUGCCUUCCUUGCCAAAAUGGUAUUCCACCGGCCUUUAGCAAUUCAACUUGUGAGUAAAGGACUUUUGGAACCAAACAGGAUGAGAAGGUUAUUUGAUUGUUCAGGCCCAAAAGAAGUUACACUGGACACACUAAUGAUAGUUUCUGAUCUUGCUCGCAUGGACAAGCGAUUCUAUGAGUGUAUCCAAGGUGCUUCUAUUUUGGAGUUCUUAAAAGAUUUUCUUUCACAUGAAGAUCCCAAUUUCCGUGCCAAAGCUUGUUGUGCUCUUGGAAAUAUGUGUCGUCAUAGCGCCUAUUUUUACAGUUCAUUUGCAAGGCACCAAAUUGUUGGCCUCCUGAUCGAUAGGUGCUCUGAUCCUGACAAAAGGACACGAAAGUUUGCUUGCUUUGCAAUUGGAAAUGCGGCUUACCACGAUGAUACAUUGUAUGAAGAGCUGAGAAGAUCUAUUCCUCAGUUGGCUAAUGUACUGCAGAUGGCAGAGGACGACAAGACUAAGGUAAAUGCAGCAGGUGCACUCAGCAAUUUGGUUCGACACUCUGACAAGCUUUGUGAAGAAAUAGUGUCCAAAGGAGCGAUUCAGGUGAAGUUCUUGCUGCAGUUUAUUACUGUUUCUAAAUUUUUGUGAUAUGAAUUAAGGAGCGAUUCAUCUUUGGCUUAAUUCAUAAAACCUGGAAAUGCACCACAGAAAAUAAAGUAGUUUUCUCUUUUUGGGGCUUGAGAAAAUAAACUCUGUGUGUGUAUAUUUUUUGUAAACAAUGGUAUAAAAAACUCCAAUAAGAUGCAUUUGCAAAUUCCAAUUUUUAAUUCCAUUUCUGGCAUCUAGAAUUG